UUUAUCAUUGCGACAGACAGACACAGCUUGCUUUUGCUCAAACCAAUUUUUUUUCUCAAUCCGUUCAAUAUACAACCCAAUUAAUUGAGAAUGGGUCAACGCGGAAAGGUAAGCUUUUUCUUUCUUUCUUCCAAUUGAAUAAUCAAAAAUAUCUAACAAUCAACAGGGAGGUCGUGGCGGCAGAGGACGAGGACGAGGUGGCAGAAGCGGGGGAAGAUCGAGGGAUCAUGGAGUUGAUAAUCGAUGUAGCUUUGAGAGUGUUCCAAAAUCUAAUGAAAAAUUCGAGAGAUACUACAAUGGACUUUUGAAUUUGGAGGAGGAAGAGAAGGAGGAGUUUUGGGGAGCGUUGAAGAGAGAGUUACCGAAUAGUUUUCGAUUUGCGGGGUCAAAAGGGUAUGUCACUCAAUUAUCUACACUAUGAUCUCAUAUGAUUCGUAUUUCUAUCUUUACCUUUCUAACAAUUAUAGUCAUGCACUGGCAGUACAGAAGCAAUUAAAAGAACGAUACAUUCCUGAAAUUUCGGCCAUUAAGCAAUUCGAUGGUAGACCUGUUGAACCUCCAACCCCAGUUCCAUGGUAUCCAGAUGAACUUGCAUGGUCGAUGAAGACUUCAAAAACUGUUAUCCGAAAAUCUCCUCCUUUUGCCAAAUUCCAAAAAUUCUUGGUUUCCGAAACGAGUGUAGGAAAUAUUAGCAGACAAGAGAUUGUCAGCAUGAUUCCACCUUUGGUUAUGGAUUUGAGACCUGGGAUGACAGUAUUGGAUAUGUGUGCUGCGCCAGGAAGUAAGGCGGCUCAAUUGUUAGAAAUGGUGCAUCAUGGAGAGGAAACCAGGGUUCAGGCGGUUUUAAAAGGAGACGGAAGCGCAAACGCGGAAUUAGAACUCGAUCCAAGUGAUGAUGGAAGAGCUACGGGUUUAUUGAUCGCUAAUGAUGCCGACUACAAAAGAAGUCAUAUGUUGAUUCAUCAACUUAAACGGCUUUCAUCCCCCAAUCUCAUCGUCACUAAUCAUGAUGCUACCAUGUAUCCAUCAAUUAAGCUCCCACCUACGCCAGAAAACCCGGCAACGAAUCGAUACCUUAAAUUUGAUAGAAUUUUGGCCGAUGUGCCUUGUUCUGGAGAUGGUACAACUAGAAAGAAUGUUAAUUUGUGGAAGGAUUGGAAUCCUGGUAACGCACUUGGACUUUAUAUCACUCAAGUUCGAAUUUUGGUCAGAGCUCUUCAGAUGCUCAAGGUGGGUGGACGUGUUGUCUACUCUACUUGUAGUAUGAAUCCUAUCGAGAACGAAGCGGUUGUUGCUUCUGCCAUUGAAAGGUGUGGUGGCCCCGAAAAGGUUAAAUUGGUAUCUAGCGAUGAUCAAUUACCUUUACUCAAGAGAAGACCAGGUUUAAAGACUUGGACUGUCAUGGACAAGAAAGGUCGCGUUUGGAAUUCUUGGGCUGAAUUGCAAAAGUACAUUGCAGAGAAUGGUCAGGAUGAUUGGACUGGUAGAUUGGUUGAGGGAAUGUUUCCACCAACCGAUGAAGCUAUGUCAAGUGUUCCUUUAGAUCAAUGCAUGCGUGUUUAUGCCCAUUUGCAAGAUACUGGUGGUUUUUUCAUUACAAUUUUGGAGAAACAAUCGGAAUUCAAGGCAAAGCCAGAAUCUGACAAUAAGAAGAUCGCACCAAAACCUCCCAUCACAGCGAUUGUUGAUGAGAUCGAAUCUGCUCCCACUCCAAAGGAUGGUGAAAGCGUCGUACCAAAAAUUGAGGCAGCAGAUGAACUUACUCACCCUACCUCAACCACUCUCGAAGAAGUCACACCUGUAGCACGUCAAAAUCAGGAGCAGUAUGGAUCUGAUGCAACCCAUACCGUGGGUUCUAAGCGUCCUGCUUCAGAAAUCGAAGAUCCUGAAGUUGACGGUGCUACUGAGAACAAAAAGAUAAAGACAGAAGGUCGCACAGAACAUUACCCACCACCAGCAGGUGCAGAAUUAGAUCUCAUAACCCGGCCAGGUGAUCAACGAUCCGAUUCAAAACCACCAAAAAUUUCCAACAAAUAUGGUCAAAAUCAAGCAUAUGAAGAGGCAUUCAAAUAUAUUCCUGGUGAUCACCCUCAGGUUCAAGAAAUUGAAUCAUUCUACAGACUGAGUGAAAGAUUUCCAAGAGAUAGAUUCUUGGUCAGAAAUGCCACCGGUGAACCCGCUAAAACAAUUUACUACACCACUGCAUUGAUCAGAGAUAUCUUGACCGAGAAUGAUGGCAAAGGAAUUAAAUUCAUCCAUGGUGGUGUGAAGAUGUUCAUGAAACAAGAUGUACAGGGUGAGGGCGUUUGCAGAUGGCGUAUUCAAUCGGAAGGUAUGCCAAUUCUUCAGGGUUAUGUUGGAGAGGGAAGAAUCGUCAAUUUGUCCAAGAAGGAAACACUUCGCACUCUCUUAAUCGAGAUGUUUCCUAAAGUUUCAGGUGACUCAUGGAAAGAACUUGGAGAGAUUGGAGAAAGAGUCAGAGAUAUUGGAAUGGGAUGUUGUGUUUUGAGAAUCGAACCUGGUGAAGGUGAAGAUGCUUUUACCGAGAAAAUGGUCCUUCCUUUAUGGAGAAGUCUGCAUUCACUUAACUUGAUGUUGGCAAAGGAGGAUAGAAGUGCAAUGUUAUUGAGAAUUUUCAAUGACACCACUCCAUUGGUUAAUAAUUCUAUUGGGGCUCAAAGGGAGGCGGAACUUAAGAAGGAAGGAGAAAUCAAGUCAGAGGUUGCUCCAGGAUUCAAAGUUGAGGAUGAAGAGAUCAAAGUUGAUGUUGAUGGUGGGUUAGAAGGUGCUGGUGCUAUUAUUAUAAAAAGAGAAGAUCAAAGAGAUGGCGAUGUGCAAAUUCGAGAGGGACCUUACGAUACUUUGGUUGCGGGUGUAGAGCAAGUGGCUAAUAGAGGAAUGGAUGUUAAAGCGGUGAAGAUUGAAAAGGGUGAGGAAACUGGUGGAUCAGAAGAACAACUUGAUGGUAUGGAUGGGAUUGAGGGACAGCAAGGUGGUGUUGCUUAGACUUGAGAAGGAAUUGAUGAGUGCAUGGAUAGAUUGAUACGGAUGGCUAAAUUGGCGUUUUAAUGGCUUGUAUAAGUUUCAAGCUGGGAUCCGGAGACUGAAUCGUGAUACAUACAUUUAAAAUCGGAUUACUCAUUUGACAUUGUAGGUUUCUCUUUGUACUCGUAAUCAGUGUGAGAUUCUUGCUAUGGGAAGAAAGGUCUAGAUCAUUCUCAUCCAGUCAAUCCUAAGCGAGCUAGUGAAUUAAACUUUAGGUCUUAUAAGCCGCUGAUUUAUCUUUCAUCUUAUAUAUAUUCGAUAAUAUUAUAUUUUGCUUAUUAUAUAC
Messenger RNA from Sclerotinia trifoliorum, 3331 nucleotides. Lineage: Eukaryota; Fungi; Ascomycota; Leotiomycetes; Helotiales; Sclerotiniaceae. The record is from the annotation of a GenBank genome assembly.